This is a messenger RNA of Asparagus officinalis (garden asparagus), 1194 nucleotides long. RefSeq names its product transcription factor ILR3. The transcript has 5 exons. The record is from RefSeq and is a predicted model, not a curated record. The coding region runs from base 161 to 871 and encodes 236 amino acids. Gene Ontology annotation, biological process: regulation of DNA-templated transcription; intracellular iron ion homeostasis. NCBI's taxonomy places the organism in Eukaryota, Viridiplantae, Streptophyta, Magnoliopsida, Asparagales, Asparagaceae. Gene Ontology annotation, molecular function: protein dimerization activity; DNA-binding transcription factor activity.
UUUCAAAACCCAAUUUUGACGCGUGAACGAAUCUCUUCAGCUCCUCUCCUCCACUUGCGACCAAUCCCUCGGUGACCAAUUCCAUAAAAAACCCGCAAGAGUUUCGAUUUUUUUUGCCCCCAAAACUUAGGGUUAGGGUUUUCAGGUGCAAACUUGGGAGAUGGCUUCGCCUGAAAACUCCAGUUGGGGUUUCGAUUACCCUUUGAUCGACAACAUUUCCGUCGCUGGCGGCGAUUUCGGGGUCCCUGGAAAUGGAUUACUCUGGUCUCCACAGGGGAUCAAUUCUACUCCUAGCGCUAGUAUGGAAACUGGUGGCAACUUGGUAGACUCUGCUGCUGUUAAAGAAUCUGGCUUCAAGAAACGUGUGAGGUCAGAAUCUGGCAGUGUACCUGGCUCUAAAGCUUGUAGGGAGAAAAUGAGAAGGGAUAGGUUGAAUGAUAAGUUCCUGGAGUUAGGAUCCAUAUUGGAGCCUGGAAACCCUAAAACAGAUAAAGCAGCAAUUUUGAGCGAUGCUGUUAGGAUGGUGACUCAGUUGCGAAGUGAAGCACAAAAGUUGAAAGAUUCUAAUGAGAAUCUCAUGGAGAAGAUCAAAGAGCUGAAGUCGGAGAAGAACGAGCUCCGUGAUGAGAAGCAGAGACUAAAGCAAGAGAAGGAGAAUCUGGAGCAGCAAGUUAAAUUGUUGAAUUCUCGGCCAAGCUUCAUGCCUCAUCCUCCUGUAAUACCAGCUGCUUUUGCUCCCCAAGGGCAAACUGGAACCCACAAGAUGAUGAUGCCCGUCAUUGGAUAUCCUGGAUAUCCCAUGUGGCAGUUUAUGCCACCUGCAGAUGUUGACACCUCACAGGAUGCUGCAUCUUGCCCCCCUGUGGCUUAGGCUUUAUAGGAUGCUUAGUCUGUAACUGCUGUUGGAAGCUGUUGGAAGCCUCGUGUAAUUGUCCAUGAAAGAUCCUUUAAGACAUCAGUUGGUCGUUGCUGUUUAAUUUCAUGUUUUAACAUUGAGGACAACUUGUUUUAGUUGUUCGGUGUUCAUAACUGGUGACUAUUUGGUUUAAGUGAUGAAUAUCUUGAUCACUUAUCCCCUAUCAUUACUGUGAAUCCUGUCACCGAUUCUAGUUUUUUUGCGUUCCGAAGAAACGCUUGAAAGUGUUAAGCCUGUAGAAGUAAAAAAUAUAUGCCAUCCUCUGUUUCUUUAAACAA